This is a messenger RNA of Cladocopium goreaui, 2568 nucleotides long. The record is from the annotation of a GenBank genome assembly. Lineage: Eukaryota; Dinophyceae; Suessiales; Symbiodiniaceae.
AUGGCAAAUGUUGGAGCCCAUUUCAUUUCUAAUGCAGGCGGCCCAGAUUGUAUCUUUGAGAGACUUGGUGGGCAAUCGGCGCUGGAGAAGUUUGUAGAGGGCUUCUAUGACCUCAUGGCCACGGACAAAGACACGAAAAAGUUCUUUGAGAAUCGAAACCUCAAGAAUCUGAAGAAACGCACCGUGGAUUAUCUAGGAGGUCUUUGGGGCGGUGCCGCCUACCGUGGGCCUGAUUUGUUCUUGGCUCACACAGGCCUUGGUGUCACUGUUCGGAUUUUUGAAGUCAUGAUGAAAUGUGCCGAGAAGCAGCUGAAGCUGAUGAAGGUGAAAUCUGGCCUCUCGAAGGAGAUCCUGGAAGACCUCCUUAGUAUGAAAGAACCUCUUUGUGACCCAACUGGGCGUUUGGCCAAGGAACGUCAUGCAAAAAAUUUGGCUAUGGGAGACCCAUUUGACGAUGCGGCCAAUCGAGCUGCAUACGCAGCAAAGCAGCAGGAAGAGCAGGAGCGUCGCAAGAAGAUAGCGGAGUUCAGGAAAAAGAAGCAACAAGAAAGGGAGGAGAAAGAAAGAGCAGAGAAAGCGAGAAAGGAGAUGAUGAAGGUUGCAGCUCCCAAAGCUGCACAGAGCAGUCAGGAUUCUAAGAUGGCAAAGAAGGCUUCAAACAAAGAAGCGAAGAUCGGAGGAAAGGAUGCAGAAGAUGAGAAGAAACUGAAGAAACCGAAGGAGCCAGAUGAGAUCAGUGGCACCGAAGGAACCGAAGUGGUCGAGCUAGAGAUCUCGCAGGCACCAAAGGAAGCAGUUGAAGCUGAGGCUAGUCAAAGUCUUGCCUCAGUCGCAGAAGAGCUGAUUGAUUCAGAGUACAACUCUGAGAGCUCUGAUGACUCUGCGAUGAAUGCGCACCUUGUGCUUCUCCAGGACAAAAAGAAGCUGGAGGCACCAAAAAGCAAGCUAGAAGCUUGGGCGCGUUCAGGCGAUUCUGGGCAGCUGUCAUUGCAAACCACCAUGGAUGGGGCAAUGAAUUCUGCAGUUUCGGAGGGAAGAGCAGCAACGAUCACAAGUGAUUCUGCUGCUUUGGAUGUGUGGUCAAGCGUUCCGCAGGAUUUUGCAGCGGAGCCUCUUCCUGAAGCCAGCUACUGUGACCUCAUGGACUGGCGAGUUUCCACGCCAAAAGAGGAGGCGUGCAUUUGUGGUACUCGGAAAGACGACCCUUUUGACCCGAAGGUCCUUGGAGAUGACUCGCGCGCCGAGCUUGAGGAACCAAUGGAACCGAAGUCCCACGUGAAAGGCGUCCUCUCGUACGACGCAAGCCUUGGCCAACCACUGCGGGGAGUUCCUAUUCGCGAGGAGCCCUUGUGGCUGCUCUCAACGGACGAUGAGGUGAUGUCGGUCACUGUCUCGCUUUAUGUAAAUGGCUUUGAGUUCAGACACAAAGGCAUUGAGCAUGCCUUCUCGUUCGUGCCCUUCAUUAUGGUGCGCAACUGCAAGUUUCAGGCAACGACCAGUCAUGGCGUCAACCUUGCAGAGUUCCGUUGCUUCAAGGUCUCCAUGUUCACCCAUGGCGUUUGCCUUUACUUCGGGGUGCGAGAGAAAACCUUUGAUCCAGGUGUAGCUGAAGAGAAGCGGUCUGCUUGGGUCUUGGACAUUUCCAGAGCCGUCCGGCUGGUCACUCAAUCACUAUUUCCCAGCUUCCAAAUUUGCUGUAGGCCUCUGGCGAGCGUGCCUCGCACAAGCCGACGCAUCAUGGCUGGGUAUUUAGCACACCAUGAUGACUCCAACACCGUCUCUGUGCUUUAUUGUGAACUUCAACCUCAGCAAGGUGAUAAGGGGCGCUUGGUCAUGUAUGACAACGAGAACUGCGAGGAUUGCCUCUCAGAAAUCAUAUUGACGCCUCGUACCACUUGCACUGAGAAGGUUGGCAUCAGUUGUACCUGCUUUACCGUGGAGCAGCACCUAUUCUCUGCCCGAACCAUCGCUGAACGGAAGUUGUGGCUGAGGGCAUUGUCGAACAUCAAGGUGAAAUUACAGCAUGGAGCUCCUGAAGCCGACGAAGAGGCGCUGCGGCAUUACAGAGUGGCAAUCCUGGAGCACGCGCGGACUACUGGGUGCAAUGACAGCCAGGCAGUCAUGGAUGCUUUGCUGCGACGGCAUGUAAAGCAAGUGGAGUUUCCAGAGAUGCCUUUUGGUUACAACCAGGAUGGGUUCUUUGCAGAGCCGCUCCAGCCUGAUGUGUCGUCACAUGGUAUAGGUUUGCCAGCGGUGGUGUCACUUACAAAGCAGCCAGAAUUGGCUGGCGCAGGAGAUGCCCCGCUGGAUGUCGAGUCAGAAACUCCAACUUCCUAUACCACUGGAGGUGGAACAAGUGCUGCUCUUUGAGACUUGGAGGCAUGACGCUAUGUGGCAGUGGGUAAGGCAGAAGAGCUGCCUUCCCGUAGAAUGAGAAGCCGCAAAUAGUGGCUGUGCUGUGCUUCAUGUGGCAAAGAAAGCCCUGAGCCCAGCAGAGUCCCGCUGAGCCCCGCUGAGCCUAGCUGAGCCUAGUUUGCAGCUUCCAGGCUUAGAAUGUUCGAAACAAAA